CCAGGUUAAAAAUCUCCCGCCCCAAAAAACGCGACCCUUUCUACUACUUCCUUUUCUACUCGUCUCGUUUUUCUUUCUUCCCUCACUCUCGAUUGCUGGGCUGAUUUUCCUUCCCUUAUAUUCUUUUGCUUAGGACGACGUACAGCCAGCAGCAGCACCUUAAUCAAUAUCCCACACCCCCCCUUUUCCGAAAAAAAAGUACUACCUACUACUACUACCAAGUAGCCUGUCUCUCCUCCUCCUCCUCCAUGCCGGCUCAUCAUCACCCAUGAGUCUUCUCUCUAUGCAGCAUCAUCCCCAUCACCAACAGGGCCCGCCACCUCCCCAGCAGCUUCACACCUCUCGCCCGUCCAGCGUUGUUCACCAGCAGCAACACUCAAGCCAAACACAAACCCAGUCCCAGUCCCAGUCCCAGUCCCAGGCUCAGACGACACAGGCUUCCCAUAGCCCCUAUCAGUCCAACACUUCCAACAACCACUCCAUCACACAAGCCUACCAGAGCGCCUCGCAGACCCCGAAUCCGCAGGACUCCUUGAACAACUACUACAGCCACCCAAGUCCUUACAGUACACCAGGUGCGACGGGCGGCUACACGUCCGCCGGCGCAGAUACAGCAGACAUGAUGGCGGCUACGCAAAUGCCAAGGGCUCCUUACCCUCCCAUGUCCUACCAUACUCCUCAGUCCAACUCGCCCGCCUCCGUGGCCUCGCCGUCCCAGCAUGACCAGCACAGGAGCAUCUACGGCCAACAGGCCUCGCAGCACAUGGCGCCCUCCAUGUAUUAUCAACCUCACCACCAAUACCAACCCAUUCACCCGCACCCAUCCGCUUCUCCCUACGCUCAGCACGCCCACCACCCUCAACAACCUAUGACAUCCCAGCCGAAUAUGAUGCUCUCCCACUCUACGCCCCAGAACCACAUGGCCCAGCAGCAGCAGCAGCACCAGGGCCACCACGCCGCUCACCACCAACAGCAGCAGCAGCAUGCUCCUCAACAACACCAACAACACCACCCUCAGCAUCCUCAGCAUGCCCAGGCUCACGCCCAGGGCGGCAUGAACAACAGCCCGCGACCAAAGAUGGAGAACCAGCUGCCUCUCCAGCUCUCCAAGCAGCCCCAGGCUUCUCUCAACGGCGGCCACCCGCAGCAACACCAACAGCAGCAGCAGCAGCAACAGAUGCAGAGCCCUGGUGGUGCCGGCCACCCCGGCGGCAUUCACCCCAAUGCUGCCCCCGGCCCGAUUCCCGCCACGACGCCCCUCGUGGUGCGCCAGGACGGCAACGGCGUGCAGUGGAUUGCCUUUGAGUACUCGCGAGACCGAGUCAAGAUGGAGUACACGAUCCGCUGUGACGUCGAGUCGGUCAACACGGACGAGCUGGCUGCCGACUUCAAGCAGGAGAACUGCGUGUACCCCCGUGCAUGCUGCCCCAAGGAGCAGUACCGUGGAAACCGCCUGACAUAUGAGACGGAGUGCAACCGUGUCGGCUGGGCCCUUGCACAGCUCAACGGCUCGCUCCGCGGUAAGCGAGGCCUUAUCCAGCGCGCCGUCGACUCCUGGCGCAACAGCAACCAGGACGUGCGUCUGCGCAGUCGCCGCGUCCGCCGCAUGGCCAAGAUGACAACCCGCAAGCACGGCCAGCCCAACUCCCACUCCGCCUCUCCUCACAUGCCCGGCCACCCGAGCCCGGCCUCUCUCGCCAGCGUCCCCGGCUCGCUCGGCGGCCCCAUUACGCCUCUCGACACCAAGAUCAUGAACCCCAUGGGCCAGCCCAUGCACCACCAUGCCACGGGACACCCCGGUGCCGGCCACUCUGCCGGCGGCGAAGUCGACCUCUUCCACCACAUGUAAAAAAAAAGAGUGUCUAUAAUACCCCUCUAAAAGAAAACAACUUGACCAUACCAUACCAUUUAUAUGAUAUACCAAUUCCGACCAACCAGACCAGCAAAAAUGGCCACCCUUUCUUCUUCUCUGUCUACAGAUAUCAGCCUGUCAGUCUUGAGACGCAAGGGACCAUUUUUGCAGCUCUGCUCUGCAGGAAAUAAAAAGUUUUGCCCGUUCGUUUAUUUAUAUCCACGAGCAGAAUUUCGAGCAAUUCGAUCGAUUUCGUCCUUUUUUUUAAUGCGCUGCUUUUGUUUUUUAUUUGGUGGAUGUGUCGUUGAUUUGUUGUUCUCGAUGCUUUUUAUUUUGCUGAAAUUCUGUCUAUUUGUUCUCAUUUGUUGGAAAUAACCGGACUUGCAAACUCUCUCAUUUUUUGUUCCUUUUCCUUUGCGCGACCAAAUUUGUUGACAUACAUUCAAAGUCUCACUACUACUACAACUACUUACUACUUUACUACAUAUACUACUACUACUCAUAACUCGACUGUUGUUAUUACCCCUGCGUCCCCUGCGUCAUUGGACCGAAAUACUGCCUUUUUGUCUUUUGUUGAGAUUUAUACAUGGUAUAGAGGAGCCCUGGUAUCUUUCUGUCAAGAUCUACGGCAUCCCCUUCUGUCGAGAUCUACGCAUGGUACGGAGGAGCCCUGCUCUAGAAUACAUAUGAUGGAAGACCACCAGAUUCACUGCUAUCAAGAUCUACACAUCGCACAGAGGAGCACCGCCUUCAUACCGUCAAGGUCUAUACAUCAAACCCAGGCGCAGCGGAGGGAGUACGCGGUUGAGUUUCCGAGUCUUGGAGAGGCCGUCGUUUUUUGUCUGUUUGCAUUUGUCUUGUUUUUGUUGAAAGAGAUACCAACCCGUGAUGGGAAGGGGGGGAGGAGCAUUGGAGACGAGUUAUUUAAUCGUGUACAUUACCACCGCAUGGCAUUAUCUUGGAAAGGAAAGUUGGCGGAAGUGUUGACGAGGUGGUGGUAGAAACAGCAGCAGUGUGGCCUGACUUUUUGAGUGUCUUUUGUCUUUAUAUCGAAUAUCCCCGUACAGUAAUUAAUAAAAAUCCGUCAAGUC
[Torrubiella] hemipterigena is the source of this 2943-nucleotide messenger RNA. NCBI's taxonomy places the organism in Eukaryota, Fungi, Ascomycota, Sordariomycetes, Hypocreales, Clavicipitaceae. The record is from the annotation of a GenBank genome assembly.